AUGGCAUCCAUCACCAUGACAGCCUCAAUCCUUGGCUUCCCGACCGCAACUAAUCGGUCAGCCGUAGCAACACAGAGAAGAUUCGUUAUCAACGCUGUCAGGGCUGUUGAAGGGGAAAAGAUGGUUAGAUACGACAAAGACAAGGAGGGAAGCAAUGGAAGGAGAGAGUUGAUGUUUGCUGCAGCCGCUGCCACUGUUUGCUCUGUUGCUGGUGUUGCAAUGGCUGAUGAAGAUGAACCUAAAAGAGGUACCCCAGAAGCAAAGAAAAAGUAUGCCCCUGUUUGUGUCACUAACCCAACAGCUCGGAUUUGUCGCAAUUGA
Lathyrus sativus (Indian pea) is the source of this 321-nucleotide messenger RNA. The record is from the annotation of a GenBank genome assembly. NCBI's taxonomy places the organism in Eukaryota, Viridiplantae, Streptophyta, Magnoliopsida, Fabales, Fabaceae.